This is a messenger RNA of Cimex lectularius (bed bug), 2246 nucleotides long. RefSeq lists its product as uncharacterized. The transcript is spliced from 5 exons. NCBI's taxonomy places the organism in Eukaryota, Metazoa, Arthropoda, Insecta, Hemiptera, Cimicidae. The record is from RefSeq and is a predicted model, not a curated record. The coding region runs from base 10 to 495 and encodes 161 amino acids.
GAAAAAGACAUGCAGUUAACAUUUACGCAAAAUGAAUCCAACGUCAUGGUGAAAUGCUACGCUGAAGGCGUGUACCCAGAACCAAAUAUGACCAUCUCAGCUGGCGAUAUGGAAGAAACACGUCAGAUAGGAAUCGAAACGUCUACGAAAGAUGGGGCCUACAAUAUAUCGGCCGUUAUGACACUCUCCAAUGAAGAGUUGAAAGAUCCAACGACGUUCGACUGCGUUCUUAGGAUUCCGUCGGCGAACUAUACCGUCCGAAGAACUACAGUUUUUUAUCCAGCGGUCACUACAACGACAACGCGAGCCCCAUUAACAACCAGGAACUACAGGACAACGCCUAGGUCAGAGCAGAUUUCGACAGCGACACAGCGAACCCACUAUUUGGACCCAGAUCUUUUUUCCGAAGGAACGAGUAGUUACAGCGAGCCGACGGCGAAACCAGCGUUUGCAUUUAUUGCCGGGGUACUCUGUUUUCUACUACAUAGGCUGUGAGCUGUUUGAAGUGAGGAGUAAGGAGUGUCUUCCCCCGUCCGGUGACCUAUCAGUUUAAAAUAAAUAUAUAUACACAAAUGGAACAAUUCGAGUCGUCGGAACUGCGUCGCAUUUCUGGGGGGCAACACUGCAAAAUGAAACACACGGCACUAUUAACUUCCCCAGGAUCCCGGCGUGCGCGCAACCAAUCAACAGGGUCAUUUAAAACUUUUAAAAAAUAAAUAAAUAUAUAUAUAGAUAUAUAAUAUAUAUCACAUUUGAGGAACCUCCAAGGCUACCUGAAUGCAUAAUAGUUUGUUUCUUUUAACAUAAUAUUUUCUGUAAAAUAUUUGUCUGUGUACUUUAAUAUCUUUGCACUAAGGAUGUUUAAGCGAGGAAACACGUCAAAACCACCUGACCUGUUUCUUUCAGAUUCAAAAUAAUAUUUCGCUUAUUUUACUAACAUUAAUUUUCGUGAAUUUAGUUUUUAGUAUUUAUUAAUGGCGUAUUUAAAAAUUUUUAAAAUCACAAAAAAAUCAUUGUCUAUUUCAGAGUUUAUAAAGUUAUUUGUAUUAUAGUUUUGUGUUUGUCUAGUCGUGUUUUUUUCCAUUUUGAGUGUUUAUUCUUAGCAGGAACAACAAAUAAUAACAAACUUUCUCGAUGGCACAGCCACGAAAGUUUUUUCUCUGCAAUUUACCGUGGCUGUGCUAGUCAUUACUAAAGCGAGAGAGUUUUGCUAUUGUUGAUAUUUUACUAAAAUUACAAUUGUAAAGAGACAAAAAAAUUGUUAUACCUUCGUGUAUGAUUUCAAAUUAUCACAUUGAAGGCUGGAAUUAAAUUAAAAAAAACAAUGUUCGCUAUUUUCUUAUUAUAUAUUUCAGAAGCGUAAACAUAUAUAUUUUUGAUCAGCAUAGAUAUGUAUAGAUUUUGAUUAAUAAUAAUAACUCAAUACGAAAAUGUUUAUUUAUCAAAAUUUCUAAUUUACAUUGUACAAAAAUUUGAAGUUUUGUGGGUUAGAAUGAACCCCACUUGUAAAUAAUUACAUUACGUGAAUAUGUCUAAAUUUAAGGGACGCGUUGGUUUAAUUGUUAUUCUGGUCGAUUGAAAAAGUGUCCUUUGGAACGGCCAAGCCAAAGACGACAAACACAAAACCAAAGAAAUGCUCAAACUAGACCCAAGGGGUUGUUUUAACGGAGCCAAAGUGAUCAGAUUUUUUAAAUAAAUGUAAAAUAAACACAGAAAAUUUAAACACAUCUUUUUUAUCAUUUAUGAAAACUAUAUAUAUAAAUAAUAUACAUAUUAUAUAAACGAACUUUAUUCGACAUUGUAAAUAUAUAAAAAUCAUACAUCUCUAGUUUUCACAAUGUGCAUAUCUCGACGUGGUUUUAAGGAUUGUUAAUUUAAAUAAAAAUGAAUUUAAAAUACUAAUAAAUUGCUGUUUCGAUGUGUCAGAUUAAAAAAAUAAAAAAAUAUGCUAUUAUUGAGUCAAGCCUAAUUCUGAAAUAAUUUUUUAAACUUGAAUGUUAAAUAUUAUAAAGUUAUUAAAAUGUUAUAAUUGUUUUUUCAUUUCAUUCUUUGGCCUAAACUUGUUAAAGUGUUACCAAUCUUUGCUAAUUGUUGUUUUCUGCAAACUCAUAAUGAAUAUAAUGAUAACCUAUGUUUACCUAUUUUUGUCAACCUCAAUAAGGUGUUUAAAUUUUAUAUGUAAAAAAUGUAUGACUUGUAUUGCCGUGUAAAUGUGUAUAGCUAUAAUAAAUUUAUGUUAAUAUGUA